AUGAACGACGCCAAUAUCUAUGUCAGCAAUGGCACGUGCUAUUCCGCCGCCGGAAAGGAAUUGAAUGGAGAAUUCCUCCCCUGCGGCAACGAUGCAUUCGGACACCAGACGUGUUGCGGGAAAGGUGAUAACUGUCUAGCCGAUAACGCCUGUUUCGGCGUCCACGGCUCCGGAUAUGGUAGUUAUCUGACAUACAUGGCUGGCUGCAGCGACCCCGAAUACAAAGAUGCAAGCUGUCCGGACAAGAAGGGCAUCGACGACGGGCCAUGGAUCGCACUGACGCUCUGCGACGACAGCGGCGGUGAAUGGGCCGCCUGCUCGCAGGAAGGAAACCCGACAACCCUCCAGCCGGGUUCCUUCUGCAGCUGCACCGACGCGGCAUCGGCCACGGUGGCCUUCAAGGAUUCCACCAGCCUCGAGAACGUCGCUUCGCUGCCCCAAAGCACGGGGGCCAGCAUCCAAUUCUUCCCCGGCCACAUCCCCACAGCCCCCUCGUCGAGUACCAGUGCCGGGGGCACCACCAGGGCGUCCGGCACGGGCGCCGCAUCCUCGGCCAUGACCACGGGCCACCCCGUCUCUACCACCGAGAUCACCCAGUCCACACAGACAGCCACGAGCACGGAUCCGAGCGGGUCCGUCGUGACUGCGACCCGGACCAUAAUACUCACCUCCGCCAUAGACCCAACAAGCACCGGUAGUGCGGGUUCGGACGGCGGCACAAGCAGUGCCGGGACCAAGAUAGGCAUCGGCGUCGGCGUAGGUGUGGGGGUCGUGCUCCUGCUGGCCGCCCUGGCAGGGUUCAUCGUGAACCGUCGCCGCAGUCGUCGGAAUGCAGCAGUGGCGUCUGAGAUUGAAAAGGGUGGGAGCGGCGUCAAUGGCGGUGCCUCAAGACUGACGAAACCGGCAUCUGCGGACCCGAGGAUGUCGGAGGCCGAUGGGCAGGCCGUUUCGGAGGCUGAUGGCACGGCCGUCUCGAGGGCUAAUAGGCUCGGCAUGUCGGAAGCCGGCGGGAUGGCGGUGGCGCGGCCGUUCAGCAGUGAGCUAGAGGGCAGUCCCGUGACGCCGACCUCGGCGCAGAGCAGCGCGGGAGGCUUUGCGGGGCCGGGAGGUGUGAGGCGGAGUGGAGAGUUGAGCCCAGUUGCCGAGCUACCGGGAAGCAAUAGCUGGGGGAUGAACCGUCAAGCAACUGCUCAGGAGUCAGAAACGCCGGCGGCGAUCAAGGGUGCGGGCUAUGCGCCAAGGCCGGGACGUUCGAGAUGGGGCGAGGCAUGGAGAAAACGGUCAUCAUGA
Molecule: messenger RNA, 1290 nt
Organism: Truncatella angustata
Lineage: Eukaryota; Fungi; Ascomycota; Sordariomycetes; Amphisphaeriales; Sporocadaceae
Exons: 2
Coding region: 1-1290 (429 amino acids)
Source: RefSeq, a predicted model, not a curated record